Molecule: messenger RNA, 594 nt
Organism: Monascus purpureus
Lineage: Eukaryota; Fungi; Ascomycota; Eurotiomycetes; Eurotiales; Aspergillaceae
Source: the annotation of a GenBank genome assembly
AUGGGUAGGAAACAAUUUUUUGCACAGCGAGACGAGCUCGCUAAGAAGAAGCGCCGAGAGCGAUUGGAAAAGAGUGGAUAUGUCUUCGGAGCACAUGCACAUGAAGAUGCGAUUCGAGACAAAGACAAGAGGAUCGAGAAGACCAAGAGGAUGUACAAGGAACACGCGGAACUAUGGAAGAAUCCCAAAUGGGAAGGAAAACCUAACUCUACUCCUAGAUUUGUUGAGCAAAACAGGAUAGAAGGCUACGGGACAGGCGUAAAUCCCAGUCCUCCGAGUUAUCAGCUCAUCAAGGAGUUUGUCCGUUGUACAUUCAUUUCGCCAAAGGACGACUCAGCGAGAAUGGACGACCAUGUUCCGCGCUACGGACCAUCCCUGCGCUCCGCGAUGAUCAGCAUUAGAAGUAGACGACACCACAUAUGCAGUUUUCUCAUUGGACACGUUCUACCUCUGAUGACGCAGGAGCUCAAAGCGCGCCAAUAUGAAGGCAAAAGGCACCUGCAUGACGCAGAACAAAGUUUCGAGUUAUCUCAGCAUAAUGGCCGUGUGGAAUCAGUAGGAAAGCGGUGUGUUUCUCGUGUGAUAUCUGUGUGA